AUGCCAGAUAGGGAUAAUGACGCCGAAAUCCAGUUAACCCCUGAAGAAGUUCUUACCGAAGUGGAACGCAAGAUGGGCCGGGCCAUGGAAGCCCUGGACCGGGAACUUGCCAGCCUGCGUACCGGCCGGGCUACCCCCUCACUCAUCGAAAACGUAAGCGUGGACUAUUACGGAACGCCCACGCCCCUCAAGCAGAUUGCAUCAAUCUCCGCGCCGGACGCUCGGGCAAUAAUGGUCCAGCCUUGGGACAAGCAGGCCCUGCGCGACAUUGAGCGAGGCCUCAUGAAGUCGGAGAUGGGAUUCAAUCCCUCCAACGACGGCAACAUGAUCACCGUUCCUAUCCCGCCUCUGAACCAGGAACGCCGCCAGGAACUGGUGCGCCUCCUCAAGCGCAAGAUCGAAGAGGGCAAGGUCUCCGUCCGCAACGUCCGCCGCGACGGCCUCGAAUCCCUGCGUAAACUUGAGCGGGACAAGGCCAUUUCCCAGGACCAGAACCGGCGCAGCCAGGACCAGCUACAGAAGACCACCGACUCCUUCAUCAAGAAUAUUGACCAGGUUUCCACCGCUAAAGAAGCGGAGAUCUUGCAGGUCUAG
Molecule: messenger RNA, 594 nt
Organism: Geodia barretti
Lineage: Eukaryota; Metazoa; Porifera; Demospongiae; Tetractinellida; Geodiidae
Source: the annotation of a GenBank genome assembly